AUGGCGGACCCAACAUCAAGAAUGGAUAAUAGACCAGAUUCCACAGUCAGCAGCCUGUCAAGCAGUUGGGUUGGCCUAUUCUCUAGCUGCCCUCGGGAGUCACCAAAACAAAAAUUUCAAGGUUUCCAACACCGGGUCAACAUUGAUGAUCUUAGCCGGAAUUCAUCAGAACCAGGAGAAAUUCGUCAAAAGUUACGACUUGAUUUUAGUCACAUCAACAAUGGCCGUAAAGCAACUUUAGGAGAUCUUGGACACAGGACACAAAUUGAACGUCUCCGCUCCUAUGGAAUGUCAUCUGCUGGGAAACUUCAAAUUAACAAACAGACUUAUAAAUUCACAGCCGAAGAUUUGAAGGACCUUGGUCUAAUUGGUCAGGGUAACUAUGGCACAGUUAAUAAGAUGAAGCACACCCAAAGUGAAACUAUCAUGGCAGUCAAAAGAAUUCGAUCCACGGUUGAUGAGAAAGAUCAGAAGCAGCUUCUGAUGGAUUUGGAUGUUGUGAUGCGCAGUAAUGAUUGUCCCUAUAUUGUUCAGUUUUAUGGAGCUCUUUUCAAAGAGGGUGACUGUUGGAUUUGUAUGGAAAUCAUGGAUAUUUCACUAGACAAAUUUUAUAAAUUCAUUUAUAAUAUUAUGUUGAGUAUGAUGCCAGAGGAAAUUUUAGGAAAGGUAGCUGUAGCGACACUCAAAGCAUUGAAUUACUUAAAAGAAAAAUUAAAAAUUAUCCACAGAGAUGUAAAACCUUCAAAUAUUCUGCUGGACAGAAAGGGCAACAUCAAAUUGUGUGAUUUCGGUAUCAGUGGCCAAUUGGUUGAUUCAAUUGCUAAGAGUCGUGAUGCUGGCUGUCGACCUUACAUGGCACCUGAAAGAAUUGAUCCACGGGCAUCAAGUCGAGGAUAUGAUGUCCGAUCUGAUGUCUGGAGUCUUGGAAUAACAUUGAUGGAAUUAUCUACUGGCCGUUUCCCAUAUCCUAAGUGGGACAGUGUAUUUGACCAGCUGACUCAAGUUGUUCAGGGACCACCACCGAGUCUUCGAACAUAUGAUUCCAAGUAUUCAGAUGAAUUUAAAAGUUUCCUGUAUACAUGUUUAAUAAAAGAUGAAAGAAGAAGACCAAAAUAUGGGAAACUGCUGGAUCACCCGUUCAUUCAUCGAUUUGAAGAAGAGGAGGUUGACGUGGCUGGUUAUGUGUGCAACGUUAUAGACCAAUAUUAUGAAACACAGGGACUGUCAACAGGGUCUUAA
Acanthosepion pharaonis is the source of this 1239-nucleotide messenger RNA. The record is from the annotation of a GenBank genome assembly. Lineage: Eukaryota; Metazoa; Mollusca; Cephalopoda; Sepiida; Sepiidae.